AGGGGGGAAAUCAUUAUUGGUUACCAGCAUCGUCACCGAUUGAAGAGUAAAAUUGAAAAAAAAACUCUGAUUGCGGCUGAUGGUUAAUGUCAUGUAGAAUUAUUUGUUUUGGAUUUUCCGCCCACCCCCCUGAGCGUUACCGGAGGUGGCGGAUGUUCGGCCGGCGGUGGGGGCGCGGCCGCUCCGCUGGUUCCCCGCACAGCGAAGGAGCUCGGACGGCGGGGCGCUUGGCCGCAGUAUUCGUUAAAGUUUAAAAAUUAAAAUCGUCGACAUUGCCUUAGCCCCGCCUCCGCUGUUGGUCUUCGUGGCAGUGGGUUAAAGUUCGAGGUGGAUCUAAUCUCUGCCUCAACUGUGUGUUGGGAACUGCUUGACAGAGUCUGUUACAGUUCAGUCCUACAUCGUCCGAGAAUUUGUAGCAUAGUUGCACAAUGGAAAGUGACUAUGCAGAGCUACUGCCCCGUGUUUGUGCUGUGUUAGGAGACACCAACAAGUCAGUUGUUGAUGAUACCUGUUUGGAGAAGCUUCUUGAUUGUUUCCAAGCAAUAACAGGAAAUGAAACUGAGCUCUGUAUUCUGCAGAAGAAUCCAUGUCUGGCAAAUAUUGUAAGUGCUUCCAAGCAUAAGGACCUUAAUCCAAGCAUUUUGUCCUUCAUUAUGCGACUGACUGGACUACUUGCAGCUUCAGAGGAGCAUUUUUGUAAACUUGAGGCUGAUGGAAUUAUGAGCAGUCUGUUUGGGAAUCCUGCAAACCUUGAAACAAAAGCGUGGAAGGAUGCAACUGUACGCUGUGGAUGGCUCUUGGGUAUCCAGAGUAUGCUGCAGCAUGAAGCUGUGAUUCAUUUUCUCUGUAAACAUGACUGUAUCUCUGAGAUUAUAUGGCUUCAGAGGGAUCCAAGUAUAUUUGUGGCCUCAACAGCAAGUCAACUUCUGGCCAACAUUUUAUCUUUCUCUUUACAACAUUCUGAACUUGCUGCAUUGGAAACUAGCAGAAAAAUCCAACUAACUGACACAAUUGGUACAGUUACUGGUUUGGACUCUACUGUUUGGUCUGUGUGUGUCUGUGCAAUUACUGAACACAUUGAAGGUUUUCUGAAAUCCAACAUCACUUCCAACAUCCAACAGGCCCUGAAACUACUAUCCAAGGUUUCUGUAACCUGCAAUCCAGUUUGUAUUGCAUCAUUGUGGUCCAAGGUAGAAGGAAGUGUGAAAUUACUCUUAAAUGGUGAUCUGACUAAAAUUGGUCAACCUUUGGCAGAGCUUUUCUUGAAUAUAUCCAGAACAGUUCCAUGUGAAGUACUGCAGUCCAAUACCUGGGAAUUACUUAGUCUCUUACUGAGGUCACUGAAUCAGGCUGAAGCACUGGCAUUAGCUUCAGGGGUCGUAAAGCUCCAGAACUGUCCACAGGCACUGAGGAUGCAAGCUAUGGCAACGUUGUUCCAUCCACUGAAUUACAUCUUUAAUGUGACCAAGGAUACUACAGUACUGCUGGAUGAAUCUUCAAAUUGCAGGGUUGAUACUGAGCAUCAUCUUUUCAAAAAAUCAACCUGCAUCAGCUUGAUCUGUCAGACACUUUCGCAUCUCUGUGAAUUCUUACAAAUGCCCUCUCAGGUGAUAGAUUUGCCAUACCAAGCCUUGACUAACUCAGUGCUAACUAUCCUACAGUUGUGUAUUGGCACUGCAGUACCCACCACUUCAGCUGGUGUCAACAUUAGCAGACAUUUGAUUAGCUGCAUCAAAGUUCAGAGAGCAGGAAUGGAUGUUAUCGGUGCAAUCGCUCAAUGGACAGAGGGAAUCAAGGAAGUAGAGAAUGCAUUAAACCUUCUCCUUGAUUAUGUCAGAAACCCAGAUACAGACUGUACUGUUUUGAAGAAAACUCUCCAGGCUUUACUUCAAUGGAUUUUAUCCUGUAUUAAAGCUGAAGAUUCUCACAUGCUUGAAAAUAAGUUGCAAGAGUUUUUACAUGGAGACUUCAUAUCAAUAAUGAAAAAGCGACUGUUUGAUGUUCAUUGGGAGAUUCGAGACUCCACAGUUGAAUUCCUUGGUGAACUGUGCUUCCAGUUUAAAGAAAUUCAGAGUUUCUCUCUGUUAAUUGGGACCUGUGGACUCCCUCACCUUGUUUUGGAGCUGCUUUCAGAUUCUGAAAGUUACGUCCGUGCAAGUGGCAUUAUUGCAGUUGGAAAGAUGGACUACCUCUCUCCUAAUUGGCAAACUUUAUCAAAUGAAAGGAAUUUCACAGCGGUGAAGGGAAAUAUUCUUUCCCACUUGUUGGAUAUUUUGAACCAGGAUACGGAGGGCUUUCCUCGGAGGGCUGUGGUUAAAGUGUUUGUUGAUUGGGUGAAAAAUAGCCACAAGUUCUGCUCAUGUGAAAUGUCGGAUGUUGUUCCUGUUGUUUUGAAGAUCGGAAGCUAUGAUUUGGAUUGGGAGGUCAAACUUUAUAGUCUGGAGCUGGCAGAAGCUUUCAUAGAUUGGUCAGCAUUCAACUUAUCUUUAAAUCCAUACGCUAUUGCAUUGCCAAAUAACAUAUGUUCAACGCAAGUGAGAGGCUUUGUGCAAAAUCUCUGUGAUACAGGAAUUUUUGAUAUCUUAUUUCAUGCUUUGUGGGACUGUGAUAGACCAGUGGCUCAGAAAGCUUGCAAGAUAUUAAUGAAACUAAAAAUGAUUGUUUCACAUGCUGACAACAUAGAAAUUGCCAAGAAUCUGAAUGGAUACAAACCAAACAGUGAAAGUUUCAACAGUUGGCUUUCCCACAACGACCUAAAUUUGAAAAAUGUGAAUGACGUCUUGGAAGUUUUGAUAGCACUAGACUUGGAGUGCCAACACCAACACCUCGCAUGUAGCAGUGAUCAUAUUGAGAGUAGCCUUCGAUCUCUGCUACAAGACAUAUUGGCUGCGGCUGAGAACUCCGAGGAAAACGAUGCAGACUGCUACUGAUCUGCCAAAGUUGCAUUAAAAUCGAAUUGUAUAAGUAUGUAAAUUUUAUAUAAACAAAGCCAUAUGCAGCUGGGACUUGAAUAUCCAGCUUUAGUCAAAAAAUGUAUUUUAUGUUUGCUACUGAAAAUAAAUAGACUCCUUUUUC
Pristis pectinata (smalltooth sawfish) is the source of this 3075-nucleotide messenger RNA. RefSeq names its product BRCA1-associated ATM activator 1 (gene brat1). Bases 429 to 2930 code for a protein of 833 amino acids. The record is from RefSeq and is a predicted model, not a curated record. Lineage: Eukaryota; Metazoa; Chordata; Chondrichthyes; Rhinopristiformes; Pristidae. Gene Ontology annotation, biological process: DNA damage response; positive regulation of protein phosphorylation; cell population proliferation. The transcript is spliced from 14 exons. Gene Ontology annotation, cellular component: nucleus.